CCCCCCUCCCUUCAGUAUUUCUCUGUCCUCACUGUGCUGACUUACAGAUCGAGUGGUUCACCUGAGUGUGUGUAUAUGUGUGUGUGUGUGUGUGUGUUUUUUUUUUUUUUACCCCCCCUCCUCCUUUCUCAUCCACGGACAUUCAUUCAAAGCACCUCUCCACUGUCUCCACUCGCAUUAAAAAACUAACGACUUUUUUUUUAUAAAGAAACACCGCAUCAGGCUUUUCUGCGCUUCUGGACCGGAGGAUCUGGAGAUGAAGACAGAUUUUACGUUUUUCUGUCGGACUUGGAUUGGAAUAGCGUAUGCAUCAGGUCUGGUGAUUGGCUUUUCUAUGACUCCACCCAUCCUCGACAGCUCCAAAGACGAAAUAGUGAUUCCAGUCCAUGAAACGCUCACUAUUACAUGCAGGGGACAGCGCACUCUGGCCUGGGCCUGGCCUGAUCAGACUCUGGUGGGACAGGAACUAACUGAUCGUCAGGCCCAGCUGCCGACCACCAGGGUCCCCGGGCAGAGGGUCGCCUUGGUGAGUGAGUGUCCGGGGCAGCCUGGGAGGCCCUACUGCAAGAGGCUGGCCCUGACAGGGGCGCAGGCCAACGACACAGGCUACUAUCGCUGUUAUUACAAGGAUGUCAAGGCCAUCAUUGUUGGCACCACCGCCGUCAACGUUUACGUCUUCAUCAGAGACCCCAAGCAGCCCUUCUUCCGGAGAGACGCCAAGAAUGAGGACAUCAGAAAUGGCCUGGAGACCAUUUUAAUCAGGCACUCCACCACACACGUCAUAGUGCCAUGUCUGGUGACAGUGCCGGAUCUAAAUGUUACCCUUUAUGCGUAUCCCUCAUCUCUGGACAACAGCCAGAUGAAGUGGGACAACAAGCGAGGCUGGUCCAUUCCCAGACAACUCAUUGACAGUGCACCGAUGAUCAUUGGGGUUUUGUGUCUCGCCACGCUGGAAGGCGAAGACUUUCAGUCUGCCAACUACCUGAUCCACACGACAGGAAGUCAGGUUUACGAUGUCAAGCUGUUUCCUGAGGACCCAGUCGAGCUGAUAGUGGGGGAGGCCAUCACCCUGAACUGCACGGCGGUAGUGGAGUUUGACACAGGAGUGAAAAUUCAGUGGUCUUACCCUGGCCAACUGACGAACAAUUGGGUGGACAUCAAGACCCAACGUGAAGCCCUGUUACAUGUCACAGAGGCUGUCAGCAUCCUGACCAUCCACAGUGUUAACGUCACAGACACCGGGCCCUACAUCUGCAACGUCACGAGCAUUGACACAACACUAACGCAACAAACUCAGGUCAUAGUUUAUGAAAAGCCGUUUAUCAGCCUCAGCUACAGAAAUGGAGCAGUGGUCGAGGCAACCGCCGGCCAGAAGUCGUUCAAAUUACAAGUUAAUGUGUCUGCCUUCCCUACACCUGAAACACAAUGGUAUAAAGAUGGAAAGCUGGUUAAGAUGAAAAGGAUGAGGACGCACCACAACCAUGCUUUGGAAAUUAAGGAUGUUUGUCAGGAGGAUUCUGGGACGUAUACGGUGGUGCUGAAGAACAGCGCCGCUGCGCUGGAGAAGAGGCUGAACAUCACGCUUGUUGUCAAUGUUCCUCCACAGAUCCAUGAGAAAGAAAUAGCAGAUCUGUCCAGUCCUUACCCGAGUGGCAGCAGCCAGACACUAACAUGCACCACCUUCGGUCUACCCGCUCCCAACGUCACCUGGCAGUGGAGGGCAUGGGGCCCUUGUGUCCUCAACAGCACUCAGAACAGACUGGUUCGACGAGAAAGGAAGGGCCGGAGUGACAGGAUCUCAGACUGUCAGGACUGGCAGGACAUUAGCUCGGAAAAUGCGGCGAAUGAAAUCGAGCCUAUUGAAACGUCAGCUCAAGUGGUGGAUGGCCGACAAAAGAUAGUGAGCCAGCUAAAGAUUUCCAACGCCAGCGUUUCCGUCAUGUACAAGUGCUCUGCUGAGAACAAAGCCGGCAAAGAUGAGUGGCCGAUCUACUUCUAUGUAACCACCAUCCCCGAGGGGUUCAGUGUGGACGUCCAGCCUUCGAAAAAUCCCCUGGAGCAGGAGAGAGUGUCCCUGUGCUGCAGUGCUGACAAUUACACGUACGAGCAGCUGCAGUGGUACCGUCUCGACCCUCAGGCCCUGCAGGACGACCAGGGCAAGCCCCAGGAGCUGGACUGCAGUAGUGUGCACCUCUACGCCAAUGUUCUUGACAGCCAGCUCUCUUUCCAGGAGCCCUCCAACAGCUGGGUCCUGGACUUCACCAUCCCGUCCAUACAGCUGUCUGAUGAGGGUCAUUAUGUGUGUGAGGCUCAGAGCAGACGGAGCGGGGAGAAACAAUGCCUGUACAGAAACAUCUCUGUCAGAGCUCUGGAGGCGCCUCGGUACAAGCGCAGCCUCACUAACCAGACGGUGAAUGUGACUGAGUCUCUGCGGAUGGAGUGCGACGUGGAGGGAAGACCCCUGCCUCGCCUUUCCUGGUUCAAAGACAACCAGCCUCUUCACCAAAUGUCAGGGGUCCAGCUACAGGAUUCAAACCGCACACUGAGUAUCCAGCGGGUCAGAGAAGAAGAUGCCGGACUAUACACCUGCACCGCCUGCAACAAGCGCGGUUGUGUCCAGUCAUCAGCCGCCGUCAGGGUCAUCGGUUCCAGCGACAAAGCCAACGUGGAGAUUGUGAUCCUCAUCGGGACUGGAGUCAUCGCUGUUUUCUUCUGGGCCUUGCUCAUCCUCAUCUUCUGCAAUGUGAAGCGGGUUAACCCAGCAGACAUAAAGACAGGCUACCUGUCGAUCAUCAUGGACCCUGGGGAGGUGCCUCUCGAUGAGCAGUGUGAAUACCUGCCAUACGACUCCUCGCAGUGGGAGAUCUCCAGAGACCGACUCCGAUUGGGAAAGGUUUUGGGCCACGGUGCCUUUGGAAAAGUAAUUGAGGCAUCAAUCUAUGGAAUCAGCAAGAACAACAGUUUGGACACAGUGGCUGUCAAGAUGCUGAAGGAUGGAGCCACAGCCAGCGAGCAUAAGGCCUUGAUGUCGGAGCUAAAGAUACUGAUUCACAUUGGUAACCAUCUGAAUGUCGUGAACCUGCUAGGAGCCUGCACCAAACCAAACGGUCCGCUCAUGGUGGUAGUUGAAUACUGCAAGUAUGGGAAUCUGUCCAACUUUCUACGAGCCAAGAGAGAGUUCUUCCUCCCGUACAGGGAUCGCUCUCCUAAAACUCAAAGUCAAGUGAGACGAAUGAUUGAAGCCGGCCAAAUGGACCAAAGGGCUCGCCACCCACCUUCCCCAUCCUCAUCCACUCGCACCUCUCCCCAGAGUCCAUCAUCCAACACGCCUGAUGAGAAUCCUGCUUUGGAGAAAAUGGAGGACCUGUGGAAAACUCCUCUGACAAUAGAAGAUCUAAUUUGCUACAGUUUCCAGGUUGCUCGUGGGAUGGAGUUCCUGGCCUCCAGAAAGUGUAUCCACAGAGACCUGGCUGCCCGGAACAUUCUCCUGUCAGAGAACAACAUCGUGAAGAUCUGUGACUUCGGCCUGGCCAGAGACAUAUACAAAGACCCCGACUACGUCAGGAAAGGCAAUGCUCGUCUACCUUUGAAGUGGAUGGCUCCUGAGAGCAUCUUCGACAAAGUGUACACCAGCCAGAGUGACGUGUGGUCUUUUGGAGUUCUCCUCUGGGAAAUCUUUUCACUGGGUGCGUCUCCAUAUCCGGGAGUACAGAUCGACGAAGACUUCUGCAAACGGUUGAAAGAUGGUGUCAGGAUGAGAGCACCAGAGACCGCCUCCCCAGAAAUAUAUGGCAUCAUGCUGGCCUGCUGGCAUGGUGAGCCCAAGGAGAGGCCGACGUUCCCUGCCCUGGUGCAGAUCCUGGGAGACCUGCUGCAGGACAACAGUCUACCUGAUGGAAAAGACUACGUCCCUCUGAACCACUCGCAGAGCUCUGAAGAUGAUGGUUUCUCACAGGCCUCAUCACGGCCUCCGUCUGAAGAGGAGCUGAGAAUGGCGUGCAACACCAUGCCCACCAGGUAUUAUAACUGUGUGCCCUUUGGCGGUUGUGUGUUUGUGGGACCAUCCAAAAUCUACCAGCCCAGAGUGAAGACAUUUGAAGAGUUGCCUCUGGAGAUGCACCCACAGAAAACUCCUCAAGACAACCAGACAGACAGCGGGAUGGUUCUGGCCUCCGAAGAAUUCGAGAGAAUUGAACACCAGCACAGGGGUGCCGCCUCAAAAAGUCGUAUAAGCAGCAGCAGCAGCACAGAGCCUCUGACAGCCUCCCAUGGUUCCCUGGGUCGAAACGGUGGCGGUGGCGGCGGCGCCGGCAGCUCUAGGCACCGUCCCAACUUCUUCAGUCAGCUGUCAGGACAGACCUUCUACAACAACGAGUACGGGCAUCUGUCCGAGGAUGGCUUCUGUGACUUCUUCUCCUCGCCCGAUGCCCCGUGCCUGGCCUCCUCCAAUGUGUAAUCUCACCAAAGAUGCAGCCCGAGAGAGCGGAGAGGGUGGAGGAAGUUGUGUAGGGCUUAGUAACACCCCUGUAUUGACGUGUAACAAGUCAACAAUGUAUUAAUAAAGAUCAGGUUAUAGAUCCUUAUGAGCAUCAUCUCAAAAUCCUUCCUGUCUCCUCUCGGGCUGCUGCCUCAAAACAGACUGAGCUGUAUGUGACUCGAGUUCCUUUAAUAAGCCACUGGGUGGCAGCAUUAUGACAAAAACAAGUAUUUUCUAUUCAUACGUUUAUAUUUUUAUCUUUUAUAUAGACAGAGUAUUCUUCUUUUAUUUGUACAAAUUAUGACUCAUAUGGGAAGAAAUAAAGACAUUUAUCUUCUUCUCAUUCUUUUCUCUGAUUUAUAUACGAAGCCAGAGCUGUCAUUAUUCCACUUAAAUACAUGUUUUAAGAGCAAAUCUGCAUUUGUCAUGUUGUGACAAAUUACAGGUUGAACAGCGGACAAGAGCCAUGAGCUCUGUGAUGGUCCGUGGAAUACACCAAUCAAGCUGACGGGCAGAUAUUUGUGGAUCUUUGUCAUUUGGUGGUGGAGGUGGAGACGCUUGGAUACGCGACACAGCGAGCAAGGAAUAAGUGACGGAAGUAAACAGAGGGAUCAUGUAGGGCGAAUAAAAGAGUGAGUCACUCUAAGCACCUCUUAUCAGAGCUGGACGUAAGCAUGAUGACAGCCGUGGCUGCUUAACACCCUCUUACAUGCUUACAUCACAUGCUGCCAGCUGAGGGAAACGAGCAGGUUUCUGGGUGCAAAGUCCAUCCUUCAUAAAACACACAAAACGACAGACACCAGAUAUCAGGUGAAGUUACAAAGAAGUGCAAAGUUCCCCUUUUCGGCUCCUUUGAAAUAUUUGCUGAUACGGCUUCCUGGAGAAAUUUACGUAAACAAGUUCAGGUGAAAAAGAGUUCAAGUGCACACCUUUGAACUGAAAUUGUCUUUUAAACCAGUGGCUCACUUCCUUAUGCAACCUUAAGAACUUGAUUACUUUAGCUUUGAUUUGUGAAAUCAACAGAUUUUUUAGGCCAAAAAUAUAAAAAAAAAUCUUCUUCUUAGUUUAACCUAAUUUUAACAGAUGAGUAUUCCCUUUGAGAUUAAAUCUUUAAUAAAAGGAAAAGAUUUAAAAACCAAAAAUAAAAGUCAGUAGACAGUAACAGGUAGACUGAAUUACAUUCAGCUCAUAAAAAAACCCUGAAGACACGGCGCAAACAACAGUGAUUUCUAUGGUACCUUUACUUGAGGAACGCAUAGCAUUACAGAGUAAUCUGAGACAGAAGAGGAAAUGAAUAACCUUUACAGUAGAAAGACCAGUUCUGUGGGCUCCUGUGUGAUUAUCACUGUCCUUGAUCAGAGAGGUCUUUUAUACAACAGUAAAAAAAAAAAAAAGAAAA
This is a messenger RNA of Larimichthys crocea (large yellow croaker), 5876 nucleotides long. It is a transcript of the gene flt4, whose product is annotated as fms related receptor tyrosine kinase 4. The record is from RefSeq and is a predicted model, not a curated record. The transcript is spliced from 30 exons. Bases 257 to 4456 code for a protein of 1399 amino acids. Gene Ontology annotation, biological process: protein phosphorylation; regulation of MAPK cascade; vascular endothelial growth factor receptor signaling pathway. Gene Ontology annotation, cellular component: signaling receptor complex; plasma membrane. NCBI's taxonomy places the organism in Eukaryota, Metazoa, Chordata, Actinopteri, Sciaenidae. Gene Ontology annotation, molecular function: transmembrane receptor protein tyrosine kinase activity; growth factor binding; ATP binding.